AGGGUGUCUGGUGGGGAUUGAGGUGGGUGGUGACAGCACAAGUACCCAGGUCCCUGCGGAAGAGAGCAGGUGGCUUCUACGUAGAGGAGGAGGAGGAGGCCAGGCAGGACAUCCUGCGGGGCUGGCUCGUGUGUUGGGCUCCUGAUGGUGGCUAUUUUUGUCUCCCCUAGCUGAGUGAUUGGGACAGCGGGUGCCAGAGAAGAUGCUUAUGGCCCGAGACACAGCGCGGGACGAGGCUCAGAAGCUCCACCGAAAGUGGCUGAAGCACCAGGCCUUUAUGGCCGAACUGGCUCGCAAUAAAGAAUGGCUGGCCAAGAUAGAGCAGGAGGGUCAGGAGCUGAUCCAGGAGAAGCCUGAGCUACGAUCGGUUGUGCAGCAGAAGCUGGAGGAGAUCAGGGAGUGUUGGUCUGAUCUGGAGACCACAACCAAGGCCAAGGCCCGCCAGCUCUUUGAAAACAACAAGCCCGAGCCGGCAGUGAAGAGCUACUCAGACCUCGACAACCAGCUCUCCAAUUUGGAGCAGCAGCCCCCCCAGCUGGAGCAUGCGCACCAUCUGCCUACGUUCAAUGAGCAGCUUCAUAAAUUCCAGGCGAUGGAGUCUCAGAUAGGAGACUUUUACAAGGAUGUUGGACAACUGGGAAGCUUACAUGGGGUCUGCCUACCCCAGCAAGAGUUGAUGGGAGGCGACAAUGAAGGUGGCGAGCAGUCAAGUGGAGUUGAGACACGCAUUGUCCGCCUCAUCGAGCCCCUGAAGGAGAGACGUCGCAUCCUGCUGGCUUCCAAAGAGAUGCAUCAAGUCGCCCAAGACUUGGAGGAUGAAAUACUUUGGAUUCAAGAGAGGCUUCCUUUGGCAUCCUCUAAGGAUUAUGGGAAUAACCUCCAAAGUGUGCAGCAACAUCUUAAAAAGAACCAGACUCUCCAGAGGGACCUGACAGGACGGCGGGCACGUGUGGAGGAGGUUCUGGACCGGGCAGGCAUAAUUGCUUCACUGCGGACUCCCGAAGUGGAGUUUGUGCGUGAAGGAGCAGGCCAUGUACGCCAGUUAUGGGAGGUCUUACAGCUGGAGGCUGACAGAAGGUCAGUGAUGUUGGACGCCUCACUGCAGGCUCAACAGUACUACGGUGAGGCGGCUAAAGUGGAAUCCUGGCUGUCAGGUCAGAAGUUACAUCUGGUGAAUGAAGAAAAAGGCACGGAUGAGCCCAGCACCCUGCAGCUGCUGAAAGCUCACUUGGCCCUGGAACAAACCGUGGAAACAUAUGCAGAGACAGUAGGCAUGCUAUCCCAGCAGUGCCAACAUCUACUGGAACUGGGACACCCAGAAAGUGAGCAGAUCACCAAGCAACAAUCCCACAUAGAUCGGCUGUAUGUGUCUCUGAAGGACAUGGUGGAGCACCGCAAGACCACGUUAGAGCAGCAGUACUGGCUCUAUCAGCUCAAUAAAGAGGUGGAGGAACUGGAGAAGUGGAUCACUGAUCGUGAAGCAGUGGCCAGCUCAACUGAGCUGGGCCAAGACCUGGAGCACGUCACGGUCCUACAAGAGAAGUUCACAAAAUUUGCCACAGAAACCAACAACAUUGGCCAGCAAAGGAUGGAGCAGGUGAAUAAAAUGGUGAAUGAGAUGAUUGACUGUGGUCACGCGGACGCUGCUACCAUCGCUGAGUGGAAAGACGGCCUGAACGAGUCCUGGGCUGACCUGCUGGAGCUGAUGGAGACUCGCAGACAGAUGUUAGCGGCAUCACAGCAGCUGCACAGAUUCUUCACUGACUGCAAAGAGGUCUUGGCUCAGAUCGCAGGGAAGACGAAGCAGCUACCAGAGGUGAGAGCGUGCCAAGCCAACAUCACCAAUCCAGCCACCCUGCAGAGACUCAUGCAGUCCUUUGAGCAUGCCCUUCAACUGCUCGUUGCACAGGUGAGGCAGCUGCAGGAGAACGCUGCCCAGCUGAGGACCAUCUAUGCUGGGGAGAAGGCUGAUAUCAUCAUGGCCAAAGAGCAGGAAGUGAUGGACGCGUGGAAGGAGCUGCUGAGCUCCUGUGAGGCCAGUCGUGUCCAGGUCACAUCAGUAACCGACAAGGUGCAGUUCUUCUCAGCAGUGCGUGAAAACCUGAUGUGGAUGGAAGGCGUGAUGGGUCAGAUAAGAUGGGACGAACCCAGAGAUGUGACAUCUCUGGAGUUGAUGAUGAAACACCACCAAGAAAUGAAAGCUAAAAUUGACAGCCGUAGCAAGACCAUACAACAGUGUGCAGAUCUCGGCAAGAUCCUGAUAGCGGCAGGCAAUCCUGCAGCCGAGGAGAUACAAGAGAAGCUGGAUAAUCUUCUGGCAAAGCAGAAUGACCUGAUAGAAAAAUGGGACAAACACCAGGAGAAGUUACAGCGCAAGCAUGAAAAGUUCCAUUUUGUCCAAGAGACGGUAAAAGCUGAAGCCUGGCUGAAGGCCAAGGAACCACUGAUCACCUCCAAGGAAGCGGGGGGAGGACAGGCCCAGGCCCAGACAGACGAGGUCGAGCAGCUUAUCCUUCGCCACGAGGCCUUUCGCAAGGCUGCUGUAACCUGGAAAGAACGCUUCAGCUCCCUUCGUAAGCUUUCCAUGGCUGAGAAGAAAAAAGAGGAGGAGAAAAAGACAACCCCACUGUCCAGCCGAAGGAUGUUCCCGUUAUCUUGUCUGACUCCCAGCAUUCCCUCAACUAGUAAUACCUCAUCUUUCUUGAGGCAGACUGUACAGGCACAUAUAGAACCAAAACCCUUGCAGACCCCUCUGGAUCUGGGUUCCACUCCUGCAUCCCAGAGAUUGUCUUCAACCAUAGCUGGCUUCAGUCCCAUUCUAAAUGGCUCGGGCUACCAUGGACUGGAACAACAGUGCAGUGGGAAGCUGUUGAGCUCCCUGUAUCUUGGGAUGAACCACCAGGCAGCUGCAGCUGGAAGUGACUCUGGCUUCUCAGCACUGACCUCACAGAGUGGCGGUGCGGACACUUCGACUUACCUUGGGAUGAACAAUCAAACUGGUGGGAGUGCAGAGAGCUCUGGUUACUUCGGACUGACGACUGGAUCUUCUGGCCACUCAGUGCAAAACCAUCUGGGCAGUGGCAGGCUAGGAAGUUUAAAUAAUCUCACUCAGCAGCAAAGCAGUGUGGGCAUGGGAAGCCCAAAUUUUCUGCCACAACAGCAGAAUAUGGGGAGUUCUGGAUAUUUGGCACAUUUGCAAAAUGUGGGAAGUUCUGGGUAUUUGGGACAGCAACCUAAUUUAGGGAGUUCAGGAUAUUUGGCCCAGCAGCCUAAUAUGGGUAGUUCUGGGUAUUUGGCACAACAGCCCAAUUUGGGAAGUUCUGGAUAUUUGGCACAACAGCCUAAUUUGGGAAGUUCUGGAUACCUUGCACAGAACUAUCAGAGCAGUGGAGGUUUGGGUAGUUCAGGCUUUCUUGCACAAAAUCAUUACAGCAGUGGGAGUCUGGGUAGUUCUGGAUACCUGGCUCAGAUUGGUGGUAUCAUGGACCCUAAAAUGGCUUAUGCAUGGCAACACCUGAAAGCUGACUUCAUGCAGCCUAGGAUCAAUCACAUCCACAAGGCUAUAAAUCCUCUCCUCGAAGCCAGCAGAAUGCAAAGAGAACAAUUUGGGGACAUCCCAAUGGCUGACAUGAUAGGCCCGGAGUCGGGGUUAGAGCUCCUCCAUGGCCGUCUCCAGAGAGAUCCCCGUGGCAGUCGCUCUGACCCUCAAAUGGACCAUCUGAGACGAGAGAGAGAAUACAAGUUGGGUAGACAAACCUCCAGCGAGCAGGAGAUCCAAGCCAGGCUGAACGAGCUGCCGCUGAUUGUCCGUCAGGAGCGCUACCGGCGGCAUCUGGAAAGGCAGUCUUCUAGUGAACAAGAAGGAAGUGGCAAGCAGAGGCUGCAGAGACAAGACUCAAGUGACUUGGAGGGUUCUGCUAAAGAAGGCUCUGACAAACGCUCAGGGGAAAGAAGAACUACCAUGGCAGAGAUUGUGGAACAGGUCCAGGACAGAGAGGCAGCACAUGCACGCGGAGAGCCUUAUCGACCUCCGAGCAGCCUCUCAGCACCUGUAACUCGUUUUGAUGGACGCCCUCGUGCCCGUGACCGCCCCAAACCGAGAAGGAGGCCCCGUCCAAAAGAGCCAGAGGAGUCACGGCGUUCACGGUCGGCCCCCGCAACUGGCGCCCCGACAACACCACAGCCACCAUCGCACACUGCCCAUAAUGAAGGCUUCCUCUACUGCAAAAAGGCAACCACCUCGGACCUUGAUGCCCAGCAAAGGAGCCCCAACAGCAAAUCCUGGGUGAAUGUUUAUUGUGUGUUGAAAGACGGAAAGCUGACCUUCUACAAAGAUGCACGGAACCACAACGCAACAUACAACGGAGAGCCUCCAGUUGAUAUGAGCCUCUGCUCCUUUGAUCCUUCUUUAGGAUACAAGAAAAAGAAAAAUGUCUUUAUUGUCCAAGUAAACGAUGGAAACAACUUCGUAUUCCAUGCAAAAGAUGAGGACGACCUGAAGGCUUGGACGUCAAACAUCACCACCUGUAUAGAGGAACAUAAGGCGAUAGUCGAGUGGGACAAACCAGGCACCUCAUGCUUGGACGCCGACCGCUCAGAGAGGAAGGAGAAGUCUGAGGGCGACGCAGAUGCCAGGUCAGAGAGAUCCGAGCUCGCCGAGGGGGAGGAGAGGUCAGAGAAAGGGGAUGGAUCUGAGAAGUUAGACACGUCAGAAAUCGCCGACAAAAUGGAAGGCGGGGCGGGGGGCUCGAGCACAUCUGGAAAGAGCAAAUGAGGAGCGGCUCCGCGUCUUUAACGUUACUCAAUGUCAAAAGACACAGGAGGCGGCGGGAGGGAGGGAUGGAUGGAGAGCAUGUGCAGCUAGGUUUGCUGAUCCUCAGUCAGCUGGGACACACUGAAGCCACGCCCUCCGACUGACUACUGUAACUGUGACAGACUAAUCUCUCAGCCCCUCCCCUUCACCCAGGCAAUACAUCAGUGCUUGCAUUGUGCCACCUGCUGGUAGACAGCGGGAUGGUCGAGACACACAGACAGACUCCAACAAACUGCUCCCAGGAAUUAGCCAGUGUCACGUCCCAUCGUUGAUCGUUUUAAUCCCUCGGAUUCACAGCAUCUUUCUGUAUGUAUCUUUGACUGAUAAUGUAAUGCUCUGUCUGUCUAGACAACUUGAGAAGUGGCGAAUGAAACGUUUCACAAUAUUUAAAAAAAAAGAAAAGAAAAUGUUUUUUGAAGCAAUAUAAUUUUUUAAUUUCUUCUCUUUGUUCGAGAGAGAGAAAAAGGGAAAAGAGAACAAGAAUUGUUUCAAAAGUAAACUAUGAUUUUCGUCACGUCCAUGUAAGCUUUCUCCAGGCACUUUAAACACGUGACACGUGUGUAUACUAACAAUGACAUUUAAUCCCAUCCCAUGAGUAGCUUUGAACCAUGUUAAUAUUAAUGGAAUGUUCAAUGGUGUCAAUGAAAACACAUUUCUACAGUUUAUCUUAAGUUUUUUUUAUUUUUAGUGUUAUAUUAUUAUUAUUAUUCUAUUAUUGAUUUAUUUGCCCAUGAUGAUCCAUGUCAAAGAAGAGCUGUCCAUCAAUCGCUAAGUCAAUUUACCCAAGGUGGUGUGUUUAAUGUGGUAAUGGUCAAAAUAACACAAAGCCAAUGAGGCGCAUUGUAACAUUACAAACUCAGAACAUUGCAUGAAAGUAGUCUAUAUAGUGCACACGAUAAAUCUGUCUUUAUUUUGAGGUUUUGUUUUGUUAUGUUUUGAAUAAAUUAGGCACUAUUGGAAUUG
This is a messenger RNA of Thalassophryne amazonica, 5776 nucleotides long. It is a transcript of the gene sptbn4a, whose product is annotated as spectrin, beta, non-erythrocytic 4a. Gene Ontology annotation, biological process: actin cytoskeleton organization. Bases 203 to 4774 code for a protein of 1523 amino acids. NCBI's taxonomy places the organism in Eukaryota, Metazoa, Chordata, Actinopteri, Batrachoidiformes, Batrachoididae. The record is from RefSeq and is a predicted model, not a curated record. Gene Ontology annotation, cellular component: plasma membrane; cortical actin cytoskeleton; cell junction. The transcript is spliced from 19 exons. Gene Ontology annotation, molecular function: actin filament binding; phospholipid binding.